AUGGAACAAGAUGUUAUAAAUUUGAAAAACCAUACUACUCAAUAUAAAGUACUGAAAGAUGAAGAGAUAAAACAAAAAGCCCUGAAGACAUAUAUGGAUAGCGAUGAGUAUAAAAAAGAAGUUGAAGCAAAUGUAAAGGCAGAAAAACUUUUACAGUUGCAAAACCAAACCGUACAGUAUGAAAACUUAGCACAAGAAAGUAAAAAUAACGACGCAGCCAUGCAAAAGGCAAUGAAAAGUGCAGAAUAUAUAAAAGCUAAUAAUGACUGGUUAGAUGCCCAAGCCAACGCUAAAGCAGCCCAACUUAUAGGGUCAAUAAGGACAAAAAUACAAGCGGAUGAAGACAGUUCAAAUGAAGCUUUAAUGAAUGCUGACUUUAAGAAUGCCUUCGAAGCUCUUCAUAGUAAGGUGAAACUAGUGAACGACUUCUCAUCUGGAAAGAAACUGAAGUCUGAAGGUUUCGACAACGAGUUAAGAGAAGUAGCACAAAAUAUGACGAAAAUAACAGAUGCAGCAACGAGACAGGCAGUUCAAAGUGCCUAUGACGCCGUUAGAGCAACUGUUGUGGAAAGUCAAGAAAAAGAGUUACAACAGACCAAAACAGACCUAGUAAAUGCUUUCUUAAGAACGAAAAGUCAGGUAGGACAUUAUGCUGCAGAUGGAACAUAUGUGCCAGCUGGUGGAACUUAUAUACCACCAAACCCUCCAAGAGAAGCACCUGCACCAGGACUACCUAAAACAUUUACAUCGUCACAUGGACACAGACACAGGCAUGCACCAAAACCAACACAACAACCAACAGUUCAAAACCCUGCACAACAACCAACAGUUCAAAAUCCAGCACCACAACCAAAACCAGCACCACAACCACCUCCACAACCAGCACAACAACCAACAGUUCAAAACCCUGCACAACAACAACCACAAACAGAGCAAGGACAUAAAAGAAGUAGAGAAAAAAGAAACCAAGAAUUCUUAAAAAUGCUUAAGGAAGAUUAUGGUUACCCAGAUACUCUUGACUUUAGUGACAGAUAUAAAGAAGCUAUUAGAAAGUUCAAGGAAGGAAAUACUGACCCGAACCGAUUUAGCUUUAUGGUUCAGCAUCAAAUGGGAUAUAAUCUCAAACCUGGAAAAUACAAGCUCGCUAAGGGAUAUGAUUUAAUACCAUAUCAUCCAAAUGACAUGAAUGAAUUUACUCCGAGAUAUUUGGUGUCAGAGCUAAAUGAUAAUUCAACUCUCUUCAUGAAACGCGUAAAAAAUAGAGACGGAACGAAAGAAGAAAGGUUUAUGAGUCCGGAUGACUUAGAUAGGGAACUUGUUAAAAAUGGUCUCGGAAUAUAUGAAAUGCCACCAGAUGAGGUACAAGAAACUCCACAGGAAGAAGUUCAGAUACAACCAGACAUGGAAGAAAUAGUUCAGCAACAACAGCUAGAAGAGCCUGAAGGAAACGAACAAGUCCCUCCUUUGGAAACUAACUUCACAGAACUAGAUGAAGAUUUGGAACAGCCGAAAAAUCUUGACCCUCAACAAGAGUAUGAGGUGAAUAUGGAAUCUUUCCAAGAGUCUAAGAAAAAUUCGGCUGACAUAGUAGAAGAAUAUCGAAAAAUGUUCGCCGACAUACAAAAGACUCCAACAUCAGAUGAAAAUAUUCAGCAUAGAAUGGAA
Molecule: messenger RNA, 1665 nt
Organism: Trichomonas vaginalis G3
Lineage: Eukaryota; Parabasalia; Trichomonadida; Trichomonadidae
Product: protein of unknown function, DUF4106 family
Exons: 1
Source: RefSeq, a predicted model, not a curated record